AAUCCGACCCGGUGCGGAUACUUGAAGGCAUCACCGACAGCUCGCUCUGUGGAGCCGGGCACCUUAAACAGCAGGGGAGAAUGGCAGGCCUGUGGAAAUCCUACCAAAUGUUGAUGACCAAAUACCCGUGGUCAGUGCAGAUAGUGACUGCUGGGUCUUUAGUGGGUGUCGGUGAUGUCAUCUCCCAACAGCUGUUUGAGAGAAGAGGAUUGGCGAAUCACAACAUGCGGCGGACGGCCAAGAUGAUGAGUAUUGGUUUCUUCUUCGUGGGUCCAGUGAUCGGCAGCUGGUACAAAGUGUUGGACAGGCUGGUAGUCGGAGGAACUAAAAGUGCUGCCAUGAAGAAAAUGCUGUUUGACCAGAUCUGUUUUGCUCCGUGUUUCUUGGGAGCUUUUCUCUGUAUCUCCGGUGCUCUGAAUGGACUGACGGUGGAGGAGAACGUCAACAAGCUCAAGAGGGACUACACAGAUGCCCUGAUCUCAAAUUACUAUCUAUGGCCCCCAGUCCAGAUUGCCAAUUUCUACUUCAUUCCACUACACCACAGGUUGGCUGUCGUCCAGAUUGUCGCCGUUGGUUGGAAUUCCUACUUGACCUGGAAGGCCAAUAAAAUGUGAAUGAUGAUCAGAAGUCCGGCUUGUCUUAAUGAUGAUUUUAUACUAAUUUGUAGUGUGUAUGAUCUAACUUACUUUAUGCUACUUAGUCUUCUGAUACUUCCAAUGAGUAAAACUGCGACUGAGUCACUUAUAAAGGUCGGGAGAAAGUGCUUGUCUACUCUGAAUGACAAAUUCACACUUGAAAGUCAAAUUCACACUUGAAAGUCAAACUUGCAUUUGCAGAAAUGUCUGUGAAAGUUUGUUAUUUAUGGAAAUGGAUUUUUGGCAGUGGUGGCGCAGUGUAGCCACACAUACGCACGCACACACACACACUCAACACCAACCGGUUUGUAAUACAUUUAAUGUAUUGUUAAUCAUUUCAAAUAACUGUUAAAGGAUGAUUUGUUACAGGUUAAUAGUACUGUGUUUUUUCUUAUCAUGAAGGAAAUGUUUCUUGCAGAUUUUCAUCAUAUUGUUCGAUUGAAUCUAAUCUUUCAUUACUUAGUUUCAAUAUGUUCCAGAAUUUGUAGUAAUGUAAUUUACACAUUUGGUUUGUUCAUUUUCUCUUCACCUGCUUCAUCUAUAUUCUUCUACUAGUAACUAUACGCCCUAAUACCAAGUCUUAUCAGUUGCAGGAUGCAAUGCAUUCUGGUCAGCAAAUGAUAUGGGCUUCUAAAAAGAAGAUAAUGAAACAAUGAAGGGUUACCUUGAUAAUAUAACCUCUAAACCUGCAAAUUAAAGCAAACAUCGCAGAAACCGUGUAUUUCCCAAAAUGUGAAACUAGUCAUCAUUCAUGCAAUUAUUUGUCAUUUAAUUAUUUUCUGUCAAGCUAUUGUACAGCAGUUGCUGGAAAUGCACCACUAAACAACAAAAUAGACUGAGGAAUCCAUUGGUGCAUCGAUUAUCACUGUUAAGUUUUGAUUUUUCCUUGAUAUUAUUUUUAUGUACACGCAAUCUUUAUACUCAAAAUGUGCAUAUUUGUAAUAACAAAGACCACAUCUGGUAUAUAAGCUAAUAAAGUCUUAAACAAGGUAA
This is a messenger RNA of Micropterus salmoides (largemouth bass), 1628 nucleotides long. It is a transcript of the gene mpv17, whose product is annotated as mitochondrial inner membrane protein MPV17. Gene Ontology annotation, cellular component: membrane; cytoplasm. The record is from RefSeq and is a predicted model, not a curated record. Bases 81 to 614 code for a protein of 177 amino acids. Lineage: Eukaryota; Metazoa; Chordata; Actinopteri; Centrarchiformes; Centrarchidae. The transcript is spliced from 8 exons.